This is a messenger RNA of Pseudomassariella vexata, 1113 nucleotides long. RefSeq names its product mitochondrial import receptor subunit tom-40. The transcript has 3 exons. The record is from RefSeq and is a predicted model, not a curated record. The coding region runs from base 1 to 1113 and encodes 370 amino acids. Gene Ontology annotation, biological process: protein import into mitochondrial matrix. NCBI's taxonomy places the organism in Eukaryota, Fungi, Ascomycota, Sordariomycetes, Amphisphaeriales, Pseudomassariaceae. Gene Ontology annotation, cellular component: mitochondrial outer membrane; mitochondrial outer membrane translocase complex. Gene Ontology annotation, molecular function: transmembrane protein transporter activity.
AUGUCACAAGCAGCUCCGACGGUAACUCCUCUGGAGAUCUCCCUGCCGCCAGCACCAUCCUCAUCGACACCUUUAUCCAAAUUCAGCGCACUUUACCAGAACCCCAUCACACGCAGCCUCACAAGUGUCUACGAUGCAUUUCACAAGAGGCGGGCGGAGCUUAACCUAUCCAACCCGGGCACGGUUGAGGGCAUCGCGAAGGAGUGCCAACGUGAAGUCUUCCUGACAAACUACAUGCACACCGGCCUGCGCGCCGACCUUACCAAGGCCUUCAGCAUGUCGCCACUCUUCCAAGUGUCCCAUCAGUUUGCCAUCGGCGAACGUCUAACGCCCUACGCAUUUGCUGCUCUGUUCGGCACCAACAAUGUAUUCUUGCAAGGAAGCAUGGAUAAUGAUGGGUUAUUAUCGACGCGAUUUAACUACCGAUGGACGCCGGCGCUCGUGACCAAGACACAAUUCCAGAUAGGGUCUCAGGACAUGGCUUCGAUCGAGCACGAGUACGUCGGCGCUGACUUCACGUCGUCGCUGAAGAUGCUGAAUCCUUCGUACCUCGAGGGUGGCCUGACGGGUAUUUUCAUUGGAAGCCAUCUGCAAUCUGUCACCUCAAAGCUCGCCCUUGGGGCCGAAGCCAUGUGGCAGCGCGCUGCCAUGAACCAGCCUCCUGAGUCAGCAUUGUCAUACGCGGCAAGAUACAAGUCCGAUGACUGGAUUGCUUCGCUCCAGCUGCAGGCUCAAGGUGCCUUGAAUGCGACAUACUGGCGCCGCUUGUCGGACAAGGUCCAGGCCGGUGUCGACAUGACUCUCUCAAUUGUUCCUGGCGCUGGCGGCAUGAUGGGCGCAGGCUGGCAGAAGGAGGGCAUCACCACCAUUGGUGCCAAGUAUGACUUCCGCAUGUCGACUUUCCGAGCUCAAGUCGACUCCACAGGCAAGCUGAGCUGUCUGCUGGAGAAGCGAGUGGCCCCGCCCGUCAUGAUGUCAUUCGGCUGUGAUGUCGACCAUGUGAAGCAACAAGCUAGGGUUGGACUUGGUAUCACCAUCGAGGCCGGUGGCGAGGAGUUGCAAGAGCAACAGGAGGCCAUGGGUGCCGCAGCGUCUCCCAACAUCCCGUUCUAG